UAGACCAUACAAUAUCUGGUUGUGAUAUUUUCUAAUUAAUGUUCAUUCAUUUGAACAAUGAUUUUCACGAUAUUUCCACUGACAUUAUUAUGUGUAUAUGCAAGAGCUACCGAAGUUUGUUUUAGUAAUAUUGGAUGCUUCAAAAACAUGACACCGUACAAUAAUUCUAUGGGGAAACUGCCAAAAUCCCCCGACUACAUAAGAACCAGUUUUACCAUGCACACGAGGAACAACAACACAGUACAGUUAGAUUUAAGUAACCCUUUAAGCAUUACUGGUUUAGGCUUCAAACCAAAGCAGCAAACUAUCAUUAUAGUUCAUGGAUUCCAUAGUAGAAACACCAGUGAAUGGAUUAAGCCUUUGGCGGACGCUUUUAUGACCCAGGGUGAAAUGAACAUUAUUGUAGUUGAUUGGUCCGGAGGUGCAUUUGAUCCUUAUGACCAAGCCGUCGCCAAUACACGUGUUGUUGGGGCUGUUAUUGCUGAAUUAGUUAAAGUGCUCCACAACUUAACAAAUACAGAGUAUUCUAAUAUUUAUCUAGUAGGCCAUAGUCUGGGGGCGCAUAUCUGUGGAUAUGCUGGUGAAAGGCUGCCAGGUCUUGGAAGGAUUACAGGUUUGGACCCUGCAGGGCCAUUCUUUCAAUACGUUGAUUCUGCUGUUAGAAUAGAUUCGACAGAUGCAGACUUUGUAGAUAUAAUCCACACAGAUGGAAGCAGAUAUGGUUUGAAAGAAGCUGUUGGUGAUGUUGAUUUUUAUCCAAAUGGUGGUGCGCACCAGCCGGCAUGCCUCUCAGAUCAUUUAGAUCCAUCAAUAGCGUGCAGUCAUGUCAGAGCUAUUUAUUACUUUAUUGAGUCUAUAAAUCCAUCAUGUCAUUAUAAAUCAUUUCCAUGUAAAACAAAAGAUGAUUUCCUUUCCGAUAAAUGCAAUUCCUGCGGAAGUGGAUGUCAAGAAAUGGGAUAUAAGGCACAUAGGAACACUUCAGGAACAUUUUAUCUUAAAACUAGAUGGCAUUAUCCGUACUGCUCAAAAAACGUAUAACAUGAAGUUCUUCAUAAAAAAUAAAUUAGUGUUUGUA
Molecule: messenger RNA, 1075 nt
Organism: Mytilus californianus (California mussel)
Lineage: Eukaryota; Metazoa; Mollusca; Bivalvia; Mytilida; Mytilidae
Product: inactive pancreatic lipase-related protein 1-like
Exons: 6
Coding region: 58-1038 (326 amino acids)
Biological process (GO): lipid metabolic process
Molecular function (GO): lipase activity
Source: RefSeq, a predicted model, not a curated record